This is a messenger RNA of Chrysemys picta bellii (western painted turtle), 6760 nucleotides long. NCBI's taxonomy places the organism in Eukaryota, Metazoa, Chordata, Testudines, Emydidae. The record is from RefSeq and is a predicted model, not a curated record.
CUUUCCUGGGAGGAGGGCGAGAUGACCCUGCAGUGCAAGUCUAGGGGGGGCUAUCCCAAGGCUGAAAUAACAUGGCACGAUGGGAACAGAAACAGGCUGAACCAGUCGGAGCCGGCAGAACUUCGUCGGGGCAGUGAGGGAGUGUUCGAGGUGCAGAGCCGCCUGGUGGUGACCGGCCCUGAGGACAGCACCUUCUGCUGCUCUCUGAUCCACGCCCCCUUUAAUCAGAACCUGAGUGUCUGUGAGAGAGUUACAGCCUUGGUGAGGGAGAACAAGACUGCGGCGGAGAGCUCUGGCCGCAGCAACGCUUGGAUUUUUGCCAUCGUAGGCGUGGUAGUAACGGUUGUGGUAGGUGUUGGAGUCUAUAUGUACCGGAGAAGAAGACGGAGCUCUCAGAAAGAUACUCCUGCAUGCUACAGUGCAGAAGACAAAGUUCACCUGCAGACAGACUGCAAUGCUCCACGUGACCAGCACGGUGCAGAGACGGAUGUCCUGCUGGAGCGUGAGCAUGGAGCUCCACGUGAACACUACAGUGAAGAGGACGAGGUUUCCCUGCAGAAUGAGGCUGAAGGAGAAGGGAAAUCGCUCCAGGACUUCCUAGUGCGCCUGGGACUGGAGAGACACCAAAGCAGAAAGCUGAUACUGGACGACAUCCUGGAAAUUAACACGGAGACGUUAGAAGAGAGUAACCCUCGGACGUUAGGGGAGAUCCCGUGGCAUUUCCUCAGGAAGGUCAUGGCUGUGAACGGGAUGGCCAGACGCACAAGGCUGGUACCCGCUGCACCAGGUGACGAUGGGAUCAGCAAGGAUGGGGAGGAACCCUUGGCCGUUAUUCCUCCUAGCAGCCCAGCCCCAAGCGUGUGCGUGAACCCCCUGGAUGUGCUCUGUGCCGUUCUGUGCUGCUCAGACACGUUCCUGCGGCAGGAGAUCCUGCUGAAGAUGUCCAUGUGCCAAUUCGCCCUCCCCCUGCUGCUGCCUGCCCUGGGCACCUCCACGUGCACACUCCUGCUGUGGGCCAUGCGGGACAUCGUGAGGAACUGGAGGCCACUCUCCUUGCGAGAGAGCCGGGGGUUCAGGGAGGAGAACCUGGUGCUCACGUCACUGCCAACCUUUUCCUUCGUGCGGCUGGGGAGAUGCAGCUUGUCCAAGUCCAAAAUCCUUAACAAGGUCCUGAGCCCCCCUCAGCAGCAGCACGAUUUCUUCAUCCAUCGGGACAUGGAGUCUGGGAACGUCCCUCGGGAAAUCGCAGAGGGGUUGGUAGAGAUCUCCUGGUAUUUCCCCGGGGGGAGGGAGAGUUCGGAUCCUUUCCAGGAGCCCAUUGCGGUUAUUAACCUGCGAGGAGACAUUGAGUCCCACCAGCUGCAGUUCCGCUUCCUGGCAGAGAUCUCCUCAGCUGUGUUUAUAUUCACUGAACAUAUCAGCGAGAGAAAAUACAAACUCCUAUCAUCACUGCAGAGCUUGAGACCAAAAUUAUACCUCAUACUCAACCCCAGAAGUACUAUAACCAGUAAAACACAGGGAUUCCUCAAUGAACUGGCCCCGCUGCUGAAGCUGACCCAGUCCCACGUGCUUGUGAAGGAUAACACUGCAAACGAUUCAGACUUUGUGACAAGGCUGCAGGACACCUUAGCACACCUGACGAAGCAGCCCCAGAGAACAGUGAGCAUAGAGGACAUGGCUGUGACAGCGCGUGAACAAGGAUUCCAGGUAGACGAGGACUGCGAGGAAUGUGCGGAAGCGAGAAAGAGAGCAGACGAAAUCGCUGGGGAAAUAGAGGACGUUGGCGAGUACAAAGGCAGAGCACUGACACUCCAAGGGGUCCCAUGUAAACGCCUGGCUGAAGUAGAAAGAGAACUCUGUCAAAUGAAGAAGCAAGGGGAAAUCCCCACAGAGGAUUAUAAAUCUCAGCUGAGGCGGGAAUUGCUGGAGUUACGGACCCAGCAGAACGGGCGUGAUCUCACGGGCGGGAUGGGGACAUUUAAGGCAUCACUAGAGCAGCUCACUCCAGUGGAAAAACACUACUUCCUGAAAUGGAUGAAAUUCAGACUGGAUCACAUUGCUAGGAAGAAUCUUUCCAAACUGCGGGCUGAAUAUAAGGAGACAUACAGGACUCCAGGCCACAGCCCCGAGCAGCUAGCAAAGCUAGAUGAAUUAAUUGCAGCCAGUUCCUUAGGGGUGGAGCAUUUCAUGCGGGAGUUGGGGCAGUUUUAUGAGGCAGAACACUCAGUGUGUAAGGGAGGCGAAAUAGCCCAAAGCCAAAGGCAGUUCACCCAUCUCCCAGGCAUAGCCGCUACCCUGAUGCUCAGUGGAUUUGCUCUAGAGAUCAUCGAUGGAGACGCAUCCCACGUCCCGCUGCAGUGGGUGACAGAUGUUCUGACCGAGCUCCAUGCCAAGCUGGGGGGAAAGUCCAGGUUGCUGGUUCUGUCAGUGCUGGGCGUGCAGAGCACCGGCAAAUCCACCCUGCUGAACUCCAUGUUCGGCCUGCAGCUGGCCGUGAGCAGCGGCCGAUGUACGCGAGGAGCCUUCAUGACGCUCAUUAAAGUUGCAGAGAAGUUUCAGCAGGAGCUGGGCUGCGACUUUAUCCUGGUGAUAGACGCAGAAGGCUUGAGAGCCCCUCAGCUGGCCAAACUGGAGGACAGUUAUGAACAUGACAAUGAGCUGGCCACACUGGUGAUUGGGUUAAGCGACAUAACGAUCGUUAACAUGGCCAUGGAGAACACCAGCGAAAUGAAGGACAUUCUGCAAAUCGUGGUCCAUGCUUUUCUCAGGAUGAAGGAAAUAGGGCACAAACCCAACUGCCAGUUUGUGUAUCAGAACAUCAGUGACGUGUCUGCCCACGAACAAAACAUGAGGGACAGGAAUCAUUUCCUGGAACAUCUCAAUGAAAUGACCAAAGCUGCAGCAAGGAUGGAAAAACUGAGCAGGGAUCUGACUUUUUCUGAUAUUAUGGCGUAUGAUCCGGAAAAACACAACUGGUACAUCCCUGGGCUGUGGCAGGGAGUCCCGCCCAUGGCGCCAGUGAACCUGGGGUACAGUGAGAGUGUUUAUGAGUUAAAGAAAUACUUGCUUGACUUUAUGAGAAGCCGGACACCUAACAGAAACCCCAGGGACAUCCCCCUGUUUACCAAGUGGGUGAAGAAUCUGUGGAACGCUGUGAAACACGAGAACUUCAUCUUCAGCUUCAGAAACAGCCUGGUAGCCGAGGCCUAUAACCAGCUGUGUCUGAGGUAUUCAGAGUGGGAGUGGGAGCUCCGCAAGGAGAUGCAUCUCUGGGUAUGUGACCAAGAAACGGCAAUUCAGAACCAGCCAUGUAAUGAACUACCUGAUGCUGGGAACUUAAAACAGGAGGCGCAGGAAAAAGUGCAGAAAGGGGAAGCGAGGAUUGUGAAGUGUUUACAGAGAUACUUUGAAAGUGGAGCUAGAAACCGACACCUGAUAGAAAAGUACAGAGAAGAUUUUAUCAGCAGCACAAAGAACCUCAAGACGGAACUUGAACGUUACUCAGCCAGCAAAUGUGAAAAAGCGAUUCUUAUUAAAAAAAGCAGGUAUAAAAUAGACAAUAUACAGGCCACCUACAAGAGAAUGACAGAAAAGAAAGUCGUCAGCCUUCUGGAAGAUUGCAAGAGGAGAAAACUUAAACUGGAGAAGAAGGAACUGGAAGUAGAAUUUGAAACGAUGUGGAAGGAAGCAGUGUCUGAGUUAAAGCUCAUUAGUUUAAAGAAACGCCAAGUUUCCCAAGAUCUAGAGUUCCAGCUGAGAAAGGACCUAGAGAACCGAGGGAGCACAGUCAGGCAGAAACUUCAGGAAGCAGGAAAUUUGCGCAGUUACAGGAUUAAAUCUUUCAGUUUUGACAAUGAGUAUUUGGAUUUAACGUGUUUCAGGGGCAUGAGAGAAUCGUUCACACAGGAAUACCCGCACAAAGCAGAGGAAUUUGCUCGUUCUUUAAUGGACAAGUGCCAACGUUAUAUCGAAGAGAAGGUGAGUUCCAAAGUGGACUAUGAUGAGACCUAUGGCAGAGAACUGCUGCAGAUGAUCAACAAGAAGCUUCAGCAGGAGAAUGUGCUUCACACUAAAGUUUCUUUUGAAGUUGAGCUGAAACUUCAUAUUUUGGGGGAGGCGGCCCAUGCAUUCCAGGAGAUGCAUGAAAACUUUAUCAAAGAAAAUGAUCUCCAGGAACGGCUGGAGAAACUGAAACCUCAGUAUUUGUCCACAUUUAUACACCUGUACUUGGAAAAGGAUCCCUGCCAGCGGAGAGCCGGGGAUUUCUGUGAGCGCUGUCUCAAACCUGCCCUGGCAGAACAUGUUAACAAAAGGCUGGGAAUCAGGAUAGUAGAUGACCUUUCCAAAAGUGAGAAGGCCAAUGCAUACAGCAGCCGGGCCUCCUUCCAGCUCUCUGUGCUACAGAAGCUGCUGGAAGAGAUGGACUUUAGCAACUACAUGAAAUACAUUAACGACUAUGAAAGUUUUGUCCAAGCAGCGAUACGGAGAGACAUUUCAGAUCACUAUGGAAACAGAGAGAGUGUCGAAGCUCUCGAAGCAGAGAUCCUUUCCGCCAUCAUCGAGAAAGUCAGAGGAGCUCUAGAGAUACCAACCGAUGGGGGAACUAGCACAGUCUCUGACUUCGUAGCAAACGUUUGCAGGCUGCUAGAGAAAGACCUAGUCCUUCCCAAAGACAGUUUGGAAACGACGCUCUUCCAAUUUACACCCAGUGCCAAUACCAGCCAGUUUUCUGCUGACAUUCAGGACUCUCUCUCUGAGCUGGAGCAGAACCUGGCAUCAGAAUUCAAAGCUGUGAACAUAGAGGAGAAACUCUCCAAGUUCCAGGUGAAGCCCCAGGCUGAGCUGUUCAAGAGAGUGUUUGGCUGUGGGAAGCAGUGUCCAUUCUGCGGAGUCCCCUGUGAAGCAGAAGGCUCAGUUCAUACAGAGCACUCUGCACCAGUACAUCGGCCCCGGGGACUGAGGCGACGCAGGGAUCACCUCACAGAAACACUUGACUAUUCGUUAUGCUCCUCUGAUGUGGUCUCUAAUGCUUCAUUCAGCAAUUCCGAUACAAAAGGGGAACUGGUUCCCUUCAGAGAUUAUCGCCAGCAUUACCCAGAUUGGCGCAUUCAGCCAGACCCCAGCCCAGAGGCUUCUGAUUACUGGAAGUUUGUUUUUAAAGAGUUCAAUCACCAGUUUGCCAGACAGUAUGAUACUAAACCAGCCCAUCUCCCUGAAGACUGGGUCAAAAUAACCAAGGAGCAGGCCCUGCAGAGCAUAAAGGCAGUCUACAACAUAUAAUAAUGCAGUACAGACGCUUCUUCCAGAGCCAUCCGCCACUCAGUAUUAUCCGUGGAAAUGUGGUGGAGAACAUUCAGCCAGUCGCAUCAGCCUGCCUAACCUAGCCCACAGCUCCUUACCUUAAACACCUGGGGAAUCCUCCCCGCGGUAUGGAAAGGCGAGCCUGGGCCAUUAACCCUUUGGGUGGGUAUUUUGCAAUCCAAAGGAACCUCGGAACGGUCUGCAGACAAAGAGGGGAGGGUUAACCCACACUGGCUAGGUACACGCUACAGCUUAGGUAGGUAUAAGUUAUGUCACUAAGGGGUAUGAAUAAACCACCCCCUAAGCGACAUAAGUUACACCGACCUAAACGCCAGUGUGGACAGUGCUCUGUCCGUGGGAGAGCUCCUCCCUCCCCCUGAUAUAGCUACCACCGCUCACAGGGGCGGCUCUCUCCCGUCGGGUUAGAGCAUCUGAACUAGCAGUGAUACCACAGUGCAGCUGCAUUAGUGCUGCUGUAAGCUCUGUAGUGUAGCCAUAACCACAGUCCCGCUCUCUGGGUGCAGUUCCUGCGUGGCCUCUUCUUUCUCUAGGGAGUUUCUCCCUGCGUGUUCCACACCAAUGACCCCUCAUGGCGAGCCUAAGCGUCCUUCAGCAAAACAAUUCUUUAGACUGAACAGCUGUGUUUUUAACUCAUGUUAAAUGACCUCAUGUUCAAAACCUACUGAAGACAAGGCAGAUGUAGUCUUAACCUGUUCUAGCUAAGUUCCUCCCUAAGGUUAUUAUACACCACAAACAAGAGGCGUGAGUCCCCCGUUCAUGUACACAUAUUUGCACUAGCUCUCAUCACACUAGUGUAUAAAUGGCCAUGUAGCUGCAGUAGUGUGGGUAGCGGCAGUGAAGGCACAGUUUAGCCAUGCCAAGUAUGUACCCACCAGUUUCAGGAGGGUUUGUAUUCAGCAGGGGAAUGGUGCCCCUAGUUCAUAGUGUAGACAUAGUCUAGGAUUGACCCCUUCCAGCUCACAUGUUAAAAUAUGAAUUGCCCUGUGUGAACAUAAGAACAGCCAUACUGGGUGAGACCAAAGGUCCAUCUAGCCCAGUGUAGUACUAGGAUUUAUUUUUUGUAUUUUGUAUAAUUUAGAAUGAAGGCUAAAGAAUAAUAAGAUAAUAAUGUCAAGUAUCAGAGGGGGAGCUGUGUUAGUCUGAAUCUGUAAAAAGCAACAGAGGGUCCUGUGGCACCUUUAAGACUAACAGAAGUACUGGGAGCAUAAGCUUUCGUGGGUAAGAACCUCAUUUCUUCAGAUGCAAGAUAAGAAUGUAGCAUGUAUGAAAUGUAUUGAUGUAUGAUUUGAUCAUAUCCUGCCAGAACAGCAGAAAGGAAUAUCCUAACAGCCACUGGUAGAGACACAUCUCCAGAAUUUCUGUGUGUCUGGACUGAUUUCAAGGCAGUAACGGACCUUUGAGGUGACCACUUUGUUGUAAGUUUAGCAUUUUAAAUAAA